AAUUAUGUUAAACAUUUGUAUGUCCCUUCAUGCUUCAAUUUCUAGAUUGCACUAUCAUUUUUUUUACAGUGCAAAUAUUUGCAAUUCAAAAUAAUAAUUAGGGCUAUCACUUAAUUGCAGUUAAUGCAUGUGAUUAACUCAAACCAAAUAACUGCAUUAUUUUUUGUAACAAGAAUUAAUCGCACACCAGGGCACCAUGCUCAGGGGGAAGCUACUGUGUGUCUCCAGGGCAAGGAUGCCCCUCCUCCCACCAUGCUGCUCCACUGCUGCUCCCACCUCCUGGCCCUGCCCCGACCAAGCUGCCUGCCCACUGUCUGCUGCGCAGAGCUGGGUUCCAGGAUGGACGUGCUGAGAAGGUAUCUCAGGAGGAAGGCUCCGCAGGUGGCCCCGGAGCCAGAGGGGGGCAGCUGCCAGCAUCCCCAGACAGAGAGCUGCCCCUCCAGCCGCAUGGCAUGGGAAGCAGGCCCCGGCCACCCCAGGAGAUGGUCCUGCUCGGCCUUGCUCACCGGGAGGAAACCAGCCCCCAGGACUGGUGCCGAGCAGAGAGACACAACAUCCAGGCCGAGAUGGAGGUGGCCCAAGUUCAAUCUGGGCAGGCAGGACUCAGCCCACGGCAGGAGCCAGGCAACGCAGCUCUGGGUUUGCUUCUGCUGGAAGGCCUGCCCUCAGCCCAGCCGCGUGGGCCAGCAGGAGGCAUCCCCAGGGCAGGAGCUGGGGGAUCGCUGCCUCAGCUGCUUAACUGUUGCCGGAGAGGAGAGCAGCCACUCUCUGGAGGUUCCCUGCAACACGGAGGCUGAGUGGUCCUCCACUGCAGCAAGAGUCACCCUCUGCCCUUGUCUCUCUGAUGCAGAGACCCCCACCAACCAGUCAGAGAAGGACCUUGCCCCUGAGGAGAAGGCUGAGGAGAAUGAAGACCCAGCCGCAGGAGAGGAAGAGGAGGAAGAGCUAGAGACAGAGGAGGAGGAGAAGCAGGAAGAGCAAGUCCUGAUCACAGAAAAAGAGGAGGAGAUGGAGGACCUAGCCAUAAAAGAGGAGGAGGACUUGACCACAGAGGAAAAGGACGAGGCGGACAUAUCCGUAGAGGAGGAAAAGAAGGAGGAUGAGAACAUGUCUGCAGAAGAGGAAGAAGAGGAGGAGGAGGAGGAGAACGUGUCUGCAGAAGAGGAGGAGGAGGAGCACCUCUCCACAGAAGAGGAAGAGGACUUGACCACAGAGAAGGAGGAGGAAGAAGAAGGUAAAAGAAGAGGAAGAAGAAGGUAAAGGAAGGACGUGGCCCUGGUGGAGGAACACCUGAUCAUGGAGCAAAAGAAAGAAGAGAAGGACCUGGCCAUGGAGCAGGAAGAGGAGCACCUGCCUGUGGAGGAAGAGGAGGAGGACCUGGCCACGGUAGUGGAGCACCUGGCCAUGGAGCAGGUGGAGAGGAGGAGGACCUGGCUACAAAGGAGGAAAAGGAGGACCUGAAUUAGGAGGAGGAGAAGGAAGAGGACCUGGCAAUGGAGGAGGAUGAGGAUGUGGCCAUUCAGAAGAAAGAAGAGAAGGAAGAAGAGGUACUGGCUAUGGAGGGAAAGGAAGUGGAGGAGGAUUAGGACUUGGCCAGGGAGAAUGAGCAGGAGGAAGAGGACCUGGUCACAGAGGAGAAGGAGGAGGAUGUGGCCAUGCAGGGGGAAGAAGAGGCGGAAGAGGAGGUAGAGGACCUGGCUAUAGACUAGGAGGACCCAGGAACAGAGGAGGACGAGGAUGUGCCAAUGCAGGGGGAUGAAGAAGAGCAGGAGAUGGACCUAGCCCUGGAGGAGGAGGAGCAAGAGGACCUGGCCAGAGAGGAGGAUGAGAAGGAGGAAAAGGAGGAGGAGAACCUGUCCAGGAAGGACCUGGCCAUAGAGGAGGAAGUGGAGGAGGGGGAGGACCGGGCCAUGGGAAUGGAGCAUGUGGUCAUGGAGAAGAAAGCGGAAGAGGACGACUUGGAUGAGGAAGAGGAUGAGGAGGGCAAAGCCAAGUCCUCCUCCACCUCCAUGGCCAGUUCCUCCUUGCCCAGAUGCAUAAAUAGGGAAGUAAUGAGUAGGAGCAAGGAGGGGAUCUUACCUCUCUCUAUAGCAUUGGUGAGAGAGAUAAUGGAAUGGUGACGUCCAGUUCUGGUGUCCGUGUUUUAAAAGGAUGGUGUUAAAUUGGAGAGGGUGCAGAAAAGAGUCACACAAAUGAUCUGAGAGCUGGAGAAAAUGACCUACAGUGAGAGACUCAAAUUGUAGGUGGGUGAAAUUUAAUGGCCUGGAACAUUCAGGAGAUCAGAUGAGAUGAUCCAAUGGUACCUUCUGGCCUUAAGCUCUAUGAAACUCUAUGAACCAUCGUCUCCCCCGCUCCGAUGUGCUUCACCGCACAGAAGGGUGGCUGGGCAGCCUGGAAUGGCCCUGCUCCAAAGCGGCCCUGGCGGAGAAGACAUCAGAACUAACUGAGAGCUGCCCCAGGACUCUGGGCCCAGCUCUGUCCUCUCCAGCUCCAUGGACGGCACGUGAAACCUCCCGUACCAGAAGCUCCUGCCUGGCUCCCCCAGCUCCGGUGCUGCUCAGUCCAGAGACACUGCCUCUUCCAUGGCCAGGUUCUCCUCCACCUCCUGAACAGCCUGCGGUGAUGGGGCUCCAUCCUGCUUCCAGGAGUGGGUGAAGGUUCAGGAGCCUUCAUAUGUCUCCUCCCCUCUGAGGAGCCAAUCUUAUUUUGUAAUACACUGGAGAGGAAUUGAGACAUGACAAAAGGACAAUACACAAAACAGUCAGUGGAGGCUGUGAAGACUCUUUUUUCCAUGCCUGGAUACUGGAAGGAAUUUGCUGGCAUCCAGUUACAGCAGAGUUGAGACAUGAUAGCCUCCCGCAAUUACUACUCGCAGGGUAUUGGCUUGAUUGCAAGAGCCAUGAUCGAGUUUGAGAACCCUCAGCUCCCUGCAGUUUUCAGAGAGGCUGUCACCAUUGUCCAGAGUGAGAAGGAGGAGGAGCACAAAAAUAUUGCCAUGACUUUCUGCACUGAGUUUCUUCAGAGUGCUUCUAUUGCCACGACAGUGACAAAAUCAGACCUUUGGGCGCAGUUCAUGGAGUAGAUCAAAGACACAAAUCCCAUCAUACGCAGGCUCAGUCUACGGGGCCUUGGCAGUAUUGUGCUUCAGCCAGAAAAAGUGAAAGGCAUGGAUUGUCCGGGGGACCAAGGAAGCCGAUGUCUAUCGAAUAGCUCAGAAAUGAGAGUGAGAUCCCCACACAAGCCUUGGAGUGCCCCCACCAUGGGUGGGGAAUCUCCUGCUCAGCUACCUCCCUGUCAGAGCUCUUCUCUGCAAACCUCAGCCUCAGCGCCAUGCUCCCAGCCCCUGCUGCCGCCUGACCUGGGGGAGAGGGGCCUGGCUCUGGGCAUAUGACCAGCUGUCUGGAGAACACAGGCCCCCAAAGAGGUGGAGAUUUCCAGCAGGAAAGAGGUUUCUGUGCUCUCCAGAUAGACAUUGCGUCUAGGACACCAUGGGGCUGCACGGCCCUGCACAGUGUCUCAGGCCCUGUUCUGCACAAGAUGUCUAUGGCGCUGGCCUGGUGGCCUCACUGCUCCCACGAGCCAAGUCAGUUAUCACAGGGGGAACUGGAGCAGCGUGUGGAUUAUGACUCUGUUGCGUUAUGCUCUGAUCCUGCCUGGCUUUAACCAGGCUUCCCCACUCCCUGUGUGUCAUUGCCCGGAGAGGGGCAGUGUGCGCUCCGCUGCCAUUUUACUGCUUGGCAACGUGGUGAGCAGCGUGAAGGACCCGGAUUAACCCAUCGUGCAGCAGGAAAUGAUCCACUGCUUGCUCCCGCUGCUGCUGGAUCUUGAAGACCAGGAUGAGAGUGUGACACUGAGAUGCAAACUGACACUCUUCCGUUGCGCAGUGUUUCUCAGGUGGGCUCAAUUGAAGACGCUGUUCCGCAGCAUGGCCUGGGAUGGCGCCACAUAGCUCUUGAAGUGUGCCUGGAAGUGCUUGAUGCAGAACAACAGCCACAUCCCCAAAUUCCUGUUCUAGGCCUUAGAGUACCUGGAAAGCUCACAGACAACAAUCAGACAUUCUGCAGCCCUGUUCAUUGAUGCCAUGGCAGAUACCAUGGAGCCCGCUCCACUGCACACUGCUUUUGUGAGCACUGUAACCACCUCGCGCAUUAUCCUGCAGUAUGUGCAGAGCCUAGCUAGGAGCCACCAGCAUAAGGAAGAUUGUGAGGAGGACAUGGACACAGAUGUUCCUGAAAGCACGGGAUGUGGCGAUUGGGAUAUCAUGGCGGCAUUGGGGCAUGUUGAUACAGUGGAACACCGAUUCUGGGUCUGGCAAACAAGCAUAGACUGCUUGGACUGCAUAGUGUUGCAGGUAUGGGACGAUUCCCAUUGGCUGAGAAACUUUCGCAUGUGUAAGGCCACUUU
Mauremys mutica (yellowpond turtle) is the source of this 4404-nucleotide messenger RNA. Its product is annotated as ribosomal biogenesis protein LAS1L-like. The transcript has 12 exons. The record is from RefSeq and is a predicted model, not a curated record. NCBI's taxonomy places the organism in Eukaryota, Metazoa, Chordata, Testudines, Geoemydidae. The coding region runs from base 124 to 1260 and encodes 378 amino acids.